Zootoca vivipara (common lizard) is the source of this 1432-nucleotide messenger RNA. It is a transcript of the gene COXFA4L2, whose product is annotated as cytochrome c oxidase hypoxia associated subunit FA4L2. Gene Ontology annotation, cellular component: respiratory chain complex IV. The record is from RefSeq and is a predicted model, not a curated record. NCBI's taxonomy places the organism in Eukaryota, Metazoa, Chordata, Lepidosauria, Squamata, Lacertidae.
AUGAAGCCGCCCUCCCCGCGGGUCCCGGAGGCGGGGGCAGACGCUGCUGGGACGCGCUGGGCUGGCCGAGCGGCCGCUGGGCUGGCUGUGGCAGCCGCCGGAGCCGAGGAGAUGGGAGGCAAGGAAGCCAGCGCAACUCCCCAGCCCAGCCCCGGAGCAAUGGGCGCCCCUUUGAGGGUCAGAUUCUCCCGGCAGCUCAAGAGACAUCCAGGACUCAUCCCCCUCAUUGGCUUCAUUGGACUCGGAUUGGGUAGUGCUGCCCUCUACCUUUUGAGGCUGGCCAUCUACAGUCCCGACGUGAGUUGGGAUAGGAAGAAUAAUCCAGAACCGUGGAAUAAACUGAGUCCUAAUGAACAGUACAAGUUCUUGGCUGUCUCCACGGACUACAAAACCCUGAAGAAAGACCGCCCAGACUUCUGAGGGUGCCAAGGCCAUCUUCCAGCUCCUGCCAUGUCCAGGGAAGAACCACUUGCUGCUCUGCACAGCCACAUCUUCUGCUCUCACAUUGAGUCUUUAAUCAUCUUUCACUUAAAUUGUGUACAGGCCUUACAAUUGCACACAUGCCUCUGCUUCCUGCCUCCCUAUGUAUUGAUUCGCUGGUGCCACACUACAAAUGACCAAUAAAAUAUCUACAGCCCAUUCAGCAGAAGCAAAGCAAAAUAUUAGCCCAUUCUUUCUCUAGGAAAUGCCUUGGAUAACAAACAGCUCUUUUAUUAAAAGAGGUGGAGGGAGAAAAUGAGAAGGAAUGGAACAAAGUGUGUUCCCUUUGGGUCCAAAGAGGCUUCUUGGUUCAGUGUUUUCCAGCCCCUUCCUGUGAAUAUCCCUGCUGAACCUAAUUUGCUGCAUUUCCUGUCUCCCACGCUCAACUGUAUUAUUCCCACAGAGAAAGGACAGCACCAAAUAAUAGACCCCAGAGUCGGUCAUGCUUACCGACGCCUUAGGGGAGGUGCCCUCUAUAAGACAGGCAACUCCUGGUUUGGAGGAACUGGCUUGGUGGGAGAAGGCUCAUUAGGAAUGCUUCAACACAAGUUGUAAAUGUUAUAGGACACUUUGAUGGGACCAAUAUGGGAUCCAUCAGCAGUUGGUGGAGUUAGGUACUGUGGUGUAAGUCUAGACAAUGGGCUGCUCUACCUAUGUAUCAAAGUAUAAUUAUAUAGGUAUUUGCAUGCAUAUAUAUAUAUAUGUUAAUUUAUUCUUUUUUUGUUUUUCACACAGUUAUUUGGGUAUACAACGUUAUAUAAAUAUAAGUAUACUAUGCAUGCAUCCAUGCAACUAGCCAUAUAUGGAAACUACUUAUCCUAUAUAAUAAAGUCCCUGUGUCUCUGCGUCCAGAUUCCCUGUGUCCCUUUGUCCGUGCUAAUGCGCAUGUGCCCCACGGACACAGGGACUGGACGAAGAGGCACAGACGUGCGCGCGUUCUCUCCCUCAACCC